This is a messenger RNA of Phyllotreta striolata, 2949 nucleotides long. NCBI's taxonomy places the organism in Eukaryota, Metazoa, Arthropoda, Insecta, Coleoptera, Chrysomelidae. The record is from the annotation of a GenBank genome assembly.
GUGUAGUAAUCAACAACACCGUAUUGUAUUUGUGUUUUUUUUGUAUUCAUUUUCUGACAACACAAUUAGAAGUCAGGUGUGUUGUGUUGUAAAUGUAGUAACCGAAUCCCCAUUGCGUGUGUUGGUGAAGUUUUUCUCACCUGUCCCCUCGAUGAUAAUUCCCAAAGAGGACUGGAAAUGAUAACAUGAAUGGUUGCGAAAUUACCGAGAAAUAUGCAGUUGUAAUAGCGGAGCAAUUGGAUGUCUUCUCAUAUUUCUUCAGUAAACACUACCAGGUCUCCGACUAGUUAGAACCCAGCCACCGUAUUUAACAAAUCCCCGAAAAUGUCGAGUGCUUUAGAAGUGGACAAUCUAGAAGAAGCUAAAAAAUUAGUACGAGAUCUGAGGCAGAAAACCAGAUCGCAAGCUCAGCAAAUAAUGGCGUGGAGAAAGGCGUACAGAAUGCAAGAGAUAAUGAUAUCCCGCAUCGAGCGAGAAAAGAGCGAUCAACUGAAGGCCCUCAGCUCAAAGCUUCUCCUAUUCGAGUCAAGACUGAUCCGCAAACAAAAGGACAUAUCGGCCAUGCUAAAUAUCAGAGAAACGAUCAUCCAUCGCCAGCAGAAAAUCAUCGAGACGUUGACCAGCCGAUUGCAUGACAACGGCUUAGAAGUACCCGCUCAAACCGAAGCCACCGAACUCGACUUCGCCUUCUCGGACUUCGAUUCCUUGAACGACUCCGACAGCGCCGUCGUCAUGGAGGACAUGGACUGCGAAAAUACAUAUCACAUAUCCAGAUUGAGGAACGUGGAUGGUGUCACUGUUAUGAGAUCUAUAUCGGACGCCAUCGAUCCAAAUUUGAAAUACUCUUCGAUGAGAAGGAACACUUGCUUCCUGCGGCGCCCGGAGGUUUUGGAAACCGUCUACAGCGUCGAGGAGGACAUCGAUAACGACCAGGAGAGCAAAAUGGACGCCAACAAGAGGAGGGAAUCGUUCGCGAGCAGAGGCGGCAAAUUGAAUUCGAGCAGUCACAACCAAAGCCAGAGCGCAAAAGAGAAGUCGAUAGGAGAUGAUGUAGGCAAUAAUAAUAGUCAAUUGUGCGAGAACGCGGCGUCGGAGAAAUCGUGGACCGGCAAUUCGGAGAAAUCCGACGGUGGGACUGAAGAGAACUCGAAAAAUCAAGUGAAAAAGUACAAUCGAGUGAUGUCCAAUCAUAGAUCCGUCAUGAAGCCGAAGGAUGUGAAGUACAAGAGGAUCAACAAAGCGAAGUCGAAGAGUUUGGAGGAGUUGCGGGGUAAAUUAAAGAAUUGGGUCGAACAAGGGACGAAGAUUUCGAGUUAUUCGCUGGAGCACAGCCAGAGUUACGCUUAACUAUUCGUUAUUAAUUGCAACGUUAAAACUUGUGUAAAAUGAGCCAUUAAGACAGUUUGGCGUAAAUUCUUCUUUACAUGACAAUAUUGAAAGCUUUAAUAACAAAUUUUAUAGUUUGAUAAAGUGAAAACUUUUUAUGGCAACUUUAUGAAAUGUUGCGCUACGUACAAAAUUUAUUAAAUUUGCUCUAUUUAUUUUGAACAAAUUCUUCGGAACAAAAAAUGUUUAUGCAUAAACUAUUGAUUUGCAUAGAUCAAACUGUGCGAGAUUCUUUUGUAUAUUCUUGUAUUCUUUUCCUAAACGAAUAGUAAAUAUUUUUUGCUACGAUAAUGAAAAUUCAGUAUUAUAUAAUUAGGUAGUUUUUAAGCAAACGGUUGUGAAUGAACCUAGUUAAUAUAAGAAUGCUUUGUAUUCUGCUUUGUACAUUGACGCGAAGUUGCAGCUAUCGAAUUCACUCGCCUACUUUAAAAGUGGUGAAUAUAUUCUUAAAAAGAAUUUCUAAAAAUGUAGUCAGUGGCAUUUUUUUUAUAGAAUUGCAGAAUUUAAAACGACUUAGAAAACGUAGUCAAUUCGAAUUGUAUAAUGAACUGUUUUAGUGACUCAUAUCGUUUGCUUCAAUUACAAAUUAACACUGCACGAUUGAAACAAAAUACUAUUAUAUAAUUGAAUUUAAUUAAGAAAUUGUAACGUUAUACCUGCUAAUGUAUGUGAUAUUCUGAAUAUCUUAGAGGAUUUUAAUUUUUCUUUAUUUAUGGGGUUAAACCGUAAAUAUCGCAAUUAUUUAUUUUUUAUCUCGCAGCUUUUGGAUACAGAAGCGAUAUAAAUUAUUUUAAUUUAUUUUAACACGAUAAACGUAAAUUAUUUUUUCGAUUAUAAGUAAUUUAAGGUUGUGAAUAUUUCUGAAAACAUUCCAUUCCUAUACUUGGAUUUUAAAUUUGUAAGUAAUGUUUAUAUGUGUAAGUACAAAUUUGUUUGCAAUAUGGUCUGGCAAUUCUUCAAAUUGAAAAGAGAAAGAUUAUUAAAAUAACAAUGGUUAGAGUGAGAAAAUUGCUAUCCCACAAUAUCACUCUUUCUUUUCCUUUAUGACUAAAGGGAGUUGUCUUUGUUGUACCCAUAAACCAUAUUGCGUACAAAUUUGCACUUAUCUGUAUAUUUAUUUCAAUGUAUGUCAAUUAUAUUUGAAAAUUUCGUUUAAAUCCAGGUUAAAUACUUUCAUUUAUUGUAUUCUGAAUUUUCUAUUGUUCUUUAUUCCCAUAUUAUCAAUUUUAUCGUCUCUAAUUUUUAUUUAUUACGCCUUUGCUGCCUUUUUUAAGUAAUGUAAGACAAUCACAAAACAUUUCAACAUUUAUUUAUAUAUUAUACACAUUUGCUUUGUACUUAACUUCUUUGUUACAAAAAAUUGUUAGAUGCCAUAAUCGUUUUUUUCAUAAUUUAUAAGACUAUUUGAAAUAAUUCAUUUUAUAUUAACCGACUUUUUAAUCGUACGUAUAUAAAUUUCCUAAUAUUUUUUAUAAUCUUUUCUACACCUUGUAUAUACACGAUCGUUUUGUGCUGUAAUUACUUUUAACUCGUUUAUCAAUAAAAAUACAUAUCUCUAUUUAA